AGCGCGCAUGCAACCGGGACGGUUGCUCUUGACAGCUGAUGGGGAAAAACAACUGAAAAUCCUCGUGAAAACCGCUCUUCCUGUGAAAACCAUUCACUUCAAGGAUGGAGGACGAGCAAGUGCACACUGAACUCGUGGACACGAUAGUGCGCGAGGUGAAAUCGCAGGGACUCUUUGAUCAGUUCCGCAAGGAGUGUCAAGCUGAUGUGGACACCAAGCCAGCGUACCAGAACCUCCGACAGCGCGUGGACACGUCGGUCACGACGUUCCUGGAGCAGCAGGAGUGGCGCCCAGACGCCAAUCGCAUUCAGCUACGAGAGAAGCUGCGGAAGAACAUCAUCGGGUUGAGCUUCCUGGAGACCGGCGUGGACAGGAUCGUGGACCAGGUGGUUAACCCGAAGAUAUCCACAGUCUUCCUGCCGCAGAUUGAGGACGUGGUGUACAAGUACUUGGGCAUAGAGAAGCCGCAGCCGAAGCCGAACAACAUGGAGAACGGAGAGCUGAAGGUUGACUUGAUGCCCACGGAUUUGCUGGAGGCAGUAAGUCCGGACUCCAGCAAGUCUGACAAGUCCAGCCUGUUGGCCGCUGAUGACGUGAAGGAGGAGAUAACUGAGGAAGAAAUCGUGCCGGAAUUGAAUGAAUCCAAUGACAGAAUUGACGAUGAAGAGUCGCCGCCUUUCGAGCCUCUGGAAGGACACCCGUCGAGUCCGCUCAAGAAGGAGGAGAAAGAGGAUAGUCAGGACACGAAUGUGUCAGGAAUCAGUGGCUUAACAUCCCAGGAUUCAGUCGAUUCAGAGGCGAUGGAAGUAGACGAAGUGAAGACAGAAGCCGAGGAACCCGAGGAAGUUAUGCAGCCUCCGCGCAUUGAUCAGAUGGUGGAGAAAUCAGAAGUACCUGAACGAACAGUCUCAGAGGUCGUGGAGGCCAUGGAUGUGGGUAAUCAGGAUUCGCAGCUUUCUCAAGUGUCCAGCAACAGUCGCCUGUCCAUUGUCACGAAUGAGAGCGACUCCAAGGACGGCAGCCUGAAGAUUGACCUUUCUGAGGAAGCGCAAAUGCCUGAAUUCAGUGAGAAUCAUGAUAAUUCUCAGUCUCCUGUUGAGAAACUGACGACAUUUGACAUCAAGAAGGAUGAAAUAAAAUUCCAGCAAGCCAGGAUUUUCGUCCAACCGCCAGAGCCUGAAGAUCCACCACCAUUGCCUCCUUCGCCGCCUCCGGAAGUUAAGCCCCAACUCCCGGCGCCCCCGGAAAGCAGGCCCGAGAAGAAGAUAGAUGCCGAAGUGUCUUCCUCUCAGGAGGCCAAGGAAAAGCACCACAGUUCGGAGAAGAAGAAGCCCAAGAAGAGCUCAAGAUCAUCGCAACACAAGGACAAGGCUCGAGAGAAGAGUCGCUCUUCAUCUUCUCGGGAGAAAAACGCGAAGCCCCAGGAAGACGAUUCCUCAACGGCUCUGGACAGUGAUGCCAGUCCUGUUCUUCAAAUCGUCGAGACGGACACGAUGGAUAAUGCAGAUUUGACAGUGACAAAGACAACAUCCGACAAGCAAUCGUCACACAAGAGUUCCUCGAGUUCUUCUCAUCGCGAUGACAGGAAGAAGAGUCACUCUUCCCACUCCAAAGACAGUCACCGUCGGGAUCACCGGCGACAUCACGACAAGCACAGGUCGUCGAGCCAGAAGAAGAAGCCCAAAGAGGAGAGUUCGUCGAAGAAGAAGGAUGACCACUCGAGUCAGAGGGAGAAGCAAUCAGAGAAGCGCCGAUCGACGGACAGGGAUUCCAAUGAUGGCAACAGUGGACCAAAACCAUCGAGCGCAUCAAGUCAGCCCGCUUCAGGAACUGGAGGAGAGUCGACAAACUCAUCAGUCUCCAACUCGCCGCAGAACUCCGAUACGCAGACAAAGCAAGAAGCCGCCGCUCCGCCGAGUGACCAGCUGGCCAGCUCGGGGGACUCAGGCGAGAAAGUCGUGAUGCAGACCAAACCUAUAAUCGUGGACCAAAUCCUCACGGCCAAUAGUGAGAUCAAUCUCCAGAUGAUUGUCAAUCGGGCGUCGAACGAUCCCACGCUGGCGAAGAUUGAGGAGCUGGCGAAGAAGUCUCUGGCCAAGAAGAAGCCCAAGAUCGCGUCGAACUUCAAGGAGGCAAAGCGACUGAUGAAGAUGCGCAAGAAGAUUGAUCUGGAGAGCAAGAAGAACAUGGAGAAAGCCAUGGUCUUGGCUAAGAACUACAUCAACUCUCAAGCUGAGAACGAUCCAACAGUGACUGAUCUGUCACAAGGCAUUGAACUGGAGUUUGUGUGCAUGAAGUCCAUUGCCGGACCGAUAAUCUCCAGUCCAAUCAAAGUGGAAGCACCGAAAUUGCCUACAGUGAAAGCGGAAGAGGUGACAUCUAACAUUGACGAUGGGAUUGGCGACAGCGAACCAGAGGAGGAGCUUCUCUACUUCCCGGAUCCGCUGUCCAAGCAUCUGCAGAGUGUCUGUGAGAAGUGGUGGUGGGAGAAAGGAGGAAAGAUGCUUGAUGAUAAGAAGCCCAAAACUGAGCCGAAGAUGAAAAAGUCUCCCAAGAACGGAAUCAUUUCUCCACCAAAGAGACCAGCUGAUCUGAACGACAUCAAGAGUGAUCUUCCCGAGGAUAAGCGACUCAGAUUGACUCCGAAUAAGUUUGGCGAUCUUAAUGGGAAUGAGGACGUGCUUGAGGACAAGAAGAGCCCCAAAGUGAAGACGACGAUCACUCAGCAGCAACGCUACUCGAGUGACGAUCUGUACAAGCCGCGGCCCUUGAUCCACGGCCAGAGGACGCGCAGACGAGGAUUGGAUGCCGUCGAUGGCGUCUAGCUUUGCUUUCCACUUAUUUUGUAUGACGAUCGCCAAAUAAAGCGCGCGUCAUUUUAUUUGUACACACAUUGAA
Phlebotomus argentipes is the source of this 2898-nucleotide messenger RNA. RefSeq names its product biorientation of chromosomes in cell division protein 1-like 1. The coding region runs from base 105 to 2825 and encodes 906 amino acids. The transcript is spliced from 3 exons. The record is from RefSeq and is a predicted model, not a curated record. NCBI's taxonomy places the organism in Eukaryota, Metazoa, Arthropoda, Insecta, Diptera, Psychodidae.